Cyclocybe aegerita is the source of this 591-nucleotide messenger RNA. NCBI's taxonomy places the organism in Eukaryota, Fungi, Basidiomycota, Agaricomycetes, Agaricales, Hemipholiotaceae. The record is from the annotation of a GenBank genome assembly.
AUGCUCUCCCGAAAACAGUUCGAGUCGGCCGCACAGGCAUUUGCUCGUCGCCAUCCGCACUGGGCAUGGGUCCCCGGUCAUCGUCCAGGCUAUGGCUACCUCUCGCGCACGACAUCUCAUUUCCGCAAAGCCUCUCCAGAAGUAGAAGACCUGGCAUCUGAUGUCCUCGAUGUGGAGAAUGACCCUGCAACUGCUCACUCGGCCCGCCCAGCUCUGAACGUGCAGGAACACAUCCUGUAUUCCGCGUCCUUCAAUGUUCCGGCCUUCUAUUUCAAUAUCCAUGAACCCAACGGGACGCCAUUGCCUUUGGUUGAUCUUGUACGAACAACUCUCUUCAAGAUCAGUCCGCCAGAAGGAUCAGUGACAACCGAUUUCGCCCUGAUUUUGCCAUCUGCUCCGUUUCCUCUGCUAUCUCAAGGCGACCACCCAACGCUCGAUACACCUUGCUGGUACUUUCAUCCUUGCGAGUCAGCAACCGCGGUCAACGAGUUCAUGGCCGAAGUCGAACAGCCAGACUGGGAUGAGGAAACGCGUCUCGUACGAUGGCUGGAAUUGUGGAUUAUGAUCGUAGGAGGUAUUAUCAAUCUGUAA